GAAAGCGUUACAUCCAAUUCUAUCAAUUCUUCUGGCUUCUCUGGACCUUUUUCAUCAUGGUAUCAUGGCAGUGUGAUCUUAGGGCAAACUUGAUGGCAGCAGAAUAUGAACCUGAGAUCACUUCAAUGGAACAAUUUCUCAAACAAUCAAAAAGAUCGUUAUAUGUUAUGGUAAAUUAUGUAACUAUGGAGCAAUACCACUCUGCUGUUCUAAACGGAUUAAAGAAACAAGGGAGGCAUUUCAUUCGAUAUACCGAGACUGCAAAUUCUAUUACUGACAAUGGGGGUUGUGUUGUGGUUGAUGUGAAUAAUAUGAGACAUACAAUAACUCAACAACAGCUUGUUAAUGGAAAGAUAACUGUAUCCUUGUCUACGGAUAAUGGGAAUGGAAUCAUUGUACCAAAAGUAGUCUUGGGUUGGAUGUUGCAAAGAGAUGGAGAACAUAUUGAAACCAUUCAGAGGUUUGUCACCCGACUCUGGGAUUCAGGUCUGAUGAUCCACAUAGAUAGAAUACAUUUUGGAAGAGCUCUUAAAAUAAGUGAAGAAGAGUCUGAACCUGAACCCCUGUAUAUGGAGAGCUUCUAUCUAUGUUUUAUCAUUUACUCUGGAGGGUUAGUAAUUGGUGGAUUUGUAUUUUUGUAUGAGAUUUGCAGUGACAAGAAUAAGUCUAAUAUGGUGACAGAAAUAAAAAAUACUAAUGUAAAUAAAUCAGAAUGAAACUGUCAAACAAAAAUUUUAUUUAAUAAAAGA
Eurytemora carolleeae is the source of this 749-nucleotide messenger RNA. RefSeq lists its product as uncharacterized. The record is from RefSeq and is a predicted model, not a curated record. Lineage: Eukaryota; Metazoa; Arthropoda; Copepoda; Calanoida; Temoridae.